This is a messenger RNA of Vitrella brassicaformis, 5546 nucleotides long. NCBI's taxonomy places the organism in Eukaryota, Vitrellaceae. The record is from the annotation of a GenBank genome assembly.
CGGAAGCAUGACCAGCACUCACCAUCUGACCGUCGUCCAUUCCGAGGCCCGCUCGUGCUUCGUGGCCAUCCCACCAAAGGCAGCCAACGCCCUCCACCCGCCCUCAGGCCACUUCUGCACCGUCCUCAAGCUCACACGAUUACCAUACCGAGAUGAGGGCAAACCAACCACCAUUCCGGCGCUUUAUGCCGGGUGGACGGGCGGUCUCUGUCAUCGAGACGGCGACGUGAUAGAGGUGCCCGGCCUGCUGGGGAGGUGUUUGCGUCUCAAGGAGGGCGAGAGGGUGGGGGUGUCGAGUGUGGGUGGCGGGGUGGUGAUUGACGCGUUGGCUGUGAGGGUGAUGCUGCGGCCGGAGAGUGAGGACGACUGGGAGGUGGUGGAAAGGCAGGCGACCUUCAUUGAGGUGAGGAGGACAACGGCACAGACAGACAGACAGACAGACGCACACAGCGGCUUGCAUAUCGAUGCUGUCUGUCUGUGUGGGUCUGUGUUGUGGGUGGGGUAUAUGUGUGUGUGUAUCAGGAUCAUCUGCUGGAGCAGGUGGCCGUGUUGAUGCCUUCCUUCAGCUUCCCCGUGUGGAUCCACAACACCACGCCCAUCUUCCUCCACUGCUUGCCGCCCUCCCCACCCCCGCCCACAGACUUCAUCCUGCUCUCCCGCAACACAGAGCUCGCCAUCGAAGCCAGAGACCGCAAACACCCACCCCACGUCAGCAGGUCCCUGCUCGCCAGUACUGGCGACAGCGGGGCACUUGUGGCGCAGUCGCCUUUGCGGCCUUUUCGCGUCUGUCCGAGCGGGGCGUUUAGUGGCGGGGGCGAUGAGAGUUGCAACGACGCGAUUGCUUAUGUGAAUCGUGGGGAGUUGGCUCAUGUGGCUGGGGGCCGUUUGGUGUGGAUAAUGGCAGGGUGGCCGGAUGGCGGAGAGGGAGAGCGUGAUGGUGGUGAAAGUGUGGUUGGCGGGGGGCUUGUGUGGGUAAAGGGCGACCCCAGAGUCAAGAAGGGGUGGAUCGUCCUGUCAGAGGUAUAUAAGACCAUCAUCCCCGUGGCCGUAUUCUGAGUGCGUCUUGAUCCAUGUCUGUCUGUCUGCCUGCUGCGUUAAGAUCUUCCGUUGGUCCCACCGUCUGUUCUCCGGGUCGACCGUGUACGCCACCCCAUGCACACGGGCGCCCAUCCUCAUCCCAUCUCUCCUACUCACACCCAUCCUGCCACACACUGGUACGCACCAGCUCACCUACCGCCCCGCCCACAAUCAGCCCACUCCCACUUUCGCCUUGUCUGUCUGUCUGUCUGUCUGUCUGUCUCAGAUCCGGCCACAGAGGCUUUCCUGACAUCGACCAUCGGGCAGCUGGCCCUCCAGCGGUCCUUCCUGCUGGACACAACGAGGCGCGAGCAGCGGUACGAGACGCUCUUCUUCCGCGGCGUCCCUCUCGCCGACGGCACCGUCAUGCGCCUCUCGACCGUCAGGCCGCCCACAUUCGAGCUCGACAGACAAUCCGGUGUGUUGGGUCGGAGCAGCGAGGAGGAUGAAGGCGAUCUCUACGAGGAAAGCUCUCCCGGGGAUUCUGCUGGGGGUGCUGCUGUGGACCAUGCUCCACACGAUGGCGAUGGCGAUGCUGGUGGUGAUCUCAAUGAUCCGCGAGCAGUCGUGGAUGAGGUGGCUUGGUGGCAUGACGAGGGAGAGCCGACAGCCGUCGUGGAAGGACAGGGAGAGGCAGAGGGCCAAGAUGGUGGUGGCGGAGGGGAGGGAGAGGGAGAGAUGGAGGUUGCGGUGCUGGUGACCUUCAUGUACACGGAGGUGGGGGCCGACAGCAAUGGUGAGGAUGAGACAGACCAGCUGACGGCCGAUCUGCCGAGAGAGCCCAGCCCCCACUGGCCGGCAGCUGUGAGGGCCGCCAUGGAGACGCGGGCAGAGACCAACGGAUCGCCCUCGGGAUUUGUGCCGGUCGCUGCUGGAAGUGAGCAAACGACACAUCCACACCCACACCCGUAGCAAUCUCCUCCUUCCUGUCUAUCUGUCUGUGUGUCUCUCUGUGUGUGUGUUUGUCAGCCUGUUCUGAGGGAUGGCCCUUGCCGCAUUACUUCGUGCUGUCGAGCGAGGUGGUGGACAAGGGCCUCCUGCGGCUCUUCUCGUCCACACGAUGCAUCGUCGCACCGCCAUGCACCACGCCAACCGGUGAACAAAGAUGGGGAAAGGAAUGCACGCACCCAAGACACCCAUCUCUCUCUCUCUCUCUCUCUUUCUCAGCGGCGAGUCUCAUCAAUGGCACCACGGCUGACGCAGAGGAGCCCCCACCCCAGCAGACGCCCCUUGAGCGGUCUGUGAGCCGUCUGCUCGCCAGUGAGGGCGUCACAGUCGUGUGUGAGCCGCCAUCCUACCCUGGAGACAGUCGCGGGCUCGACAACAGGGGCGACGAGCGUCUAGGUGUGGAGUACUUCGACCACGGGCCGUUCUGGGAGGCCGCCGACACAUUGGCCGAGAGAUGCGUGUCAUCUCUCCUGGUGAGAUAGACGCUCAAGCGGGACACUCAUACACCUUUUGCUCGCAUUGUCUUUUCCUCAGUUGAGCGGCCCCCCCGGCUCCGGCAAGUCAUCCCUGCUGUCGGCCUACCUCACGCACUGGGCGACGCAGAACGGCACGAUAGGCCUUCGCGUGUCGUGUGCGGCCUUGGGCGGGGCUGGUGAGACGGUGCCCUACUCGGCCGUGGAGAGAGUUCUCUUCCUGGUGCUGCGUGAGGCAAUGAGGCGGGGAGGCAGGCAUGGCCAUGGGGGGUCGGUGGCUGUGGUGCUGGAUGAUCUGGAUGUGCUGUGCCCUGUGGUGGAGGAGGAAUCGCCACACUAUGGCGUGGCAGGUCGGGAGAGGGACGGAGGGGAAAGCAUUUCGGUAUGUGUCCAUGUGACCGUGUUUGUGUGCGUGUGUUGACACAGAGGAGAGGAGUGUCCACUUGAGUGCGGCGCUUUGCGAUUGGCUGACGGCGAUGCACUUCGCCGCCAAGCAAUGCCGCGCCACGGGGGAGGAGCCACCCAUACUAAUCGGUAUCUACAUCCGCACACACAUGCCACACACCGCAACCUCCUCUCUCUGUCGUGUUUGUUUCCUCCCAUCAGCCACGGUCCAGUCGCCCUCCUCUCUGAACAAGGUCUUGCGGUCGCCGCUCACCUUCGAGGCCUUCGCCGACAUCGCCCCGACAGACGAGGCCUCCCGCACCACCAUGCUCACAAACAUCCUUGCCGUAACCACGCCACACCAGGCCGCCAAUAUCGCCGUUGGCACCGAACUCACCAGGUCAGCGAGGGGGGCUUACGCGUCCAUCUUGGUAUAUAUGGCUGUGUCUGUGUAUAUGUCACGAGCAGUGAGUCGGGUCGGCGAUGGGUGGCGGAACAGACUGACGGCUUCGUGAUAGCUGACCUGCGGGUGAGCGGGGGAGUGAGUGAGUGAGUCCAGCACACAGCGCUGCGCUGUUCUUUCUCGUAGGCGUUGGUCAACACUGCCGUCGAGGAGGCGUCGAGGAGUGGUGACCGGUGUGUGGGCCGGGAGCAUGUCGAGGCGGCUUUGGAGAGCGUCACGCCACGUGCUCUUCAGGGGCAGGACUUCCUCAAGUGAGUGGGGGAGUGAGUGAGGGAGGGAGUCAGUGCAGCCGUUGAUAUCCCCGGGUGCUGACUCACCUUGUGCAGGUCGGCUAUUGGCUGGCACGACAUCGGCGGCAUGACCGAGGUCGGUGGGCCAUCACACCCACACGCGCACACAGAACACACACAAACCAGGGGUGGGUGUCCCCUGCACACUCUCUUUGUUGUCGUCCAUGCAUUCCUCCCAUCGGUCAGGCCAAGCAGGUCUUGUCGGACCUCCUGACCCUCCCCCACCGAUUCAAGGUGCUGUUCGAGCAGGCCCCGAUACCCGUCAAGCAAGGGGCCAUCCUCAUCGGCCCCCCUGGCUGCGGCAAGACCCUGCUCGCACACGCCGCCGCGCAGGAAUGCGGCCUACGCGUCAUUGGGUACGAUUUGCGACAGCACGGCGGCCACUGUGAAGGGCUGUUUUGUGUUGUGUUUUGUUGUGUUGUGAUGGCUGAUGCAGUGUGAAGGGUCCCGAGUUGUUGAGCAAGUACAUCGGGGGGUCGGAGGCUGCCAUCCGUGGCGUGUUUGACCGGGCCAUGCGGGCGGCCCCCGCCAUGAUCUUCUUCGACGAGCUCGAGGCACUCGCACCACGGUAGGUCGGGGGGACACCCACCCAAACAACCAACCAACCAACCACGGGUGUCCAUCCAUCCAUCCAACCAUCCGUCCGUCCAUAUAUCGUUUAUCAUGUGUUUGUUGUCCUCUUUGUGUUUAUGUGCUUCCAACCAAAUACCCACACCAGCCGUGGCGCCGACAGCACGGGUGUGACGGACCGCGUUGUCAACCAGCUACUAUGCUACCUCGAUGGGGUCGAGGACCGACAAGUUAGUCAGCACACAGCAGGCACCCACACCCACACAUACCGUGUGCAUAUCCUGGUUGGUCAGGGUGUGGCGGUGUUGGCGGCCACUUCACGGCCCGACCUCGUCGAUCCCGCCCUCUUGCGACCGGGGCGGCUCGAGAAGGCAUGACAAACAGCAGUCAGACAACCAUUGAGCCAUCAUCAGCGAUGACGUGUGUGUUUGUGUGCCCUGGACGGUCCGGUCCUUCCGUGUGCAGGUGAUAUACUGCGGGCUGCCCGAUGCAGCUGAGAGGCUGGACAUCCUGCAGAAGGCUACACAGAGGUGUGUGAGCAGUCAGGCAGAAAGACAGACACGCACGGUGCGGUAUGAUGGUUGUGUGUGGGUGUGUGGGUGCCUCAAUCAGGUUGCAUUUGGCGUCUGACGUGGAUCUCUCUGCUGUGGGCGGGGAGCUGCCGCCACACGCCACCGGCGCAGACAUACAAGUGGGUGCAUAUCCCUUCCUUCUCACGCAAGAGAGUCUUCCCAUAACUGUCUGCUCCCAUAUCGAUAUCUGCAGGCGCUGGUCAACACAGCCCAGAUCCACGCACUGCACGACGAUUCGACCCACGUCACGGCCACCCACCUGCACGCCGCUGCCCAGGAGACCCAGCCAUCUCUCUCAACCAGGGUCAGUCAGGAUGUAUGGUGGCUGCCAUCCAUCCAUCCAUCCAUCUGUGUGGUUUGCAGGACCUGGAGCACUACGUGCGUCUGUAUGUGCCCUUCCUGUCGCAGCACGACAUCGACAACCUCGGCGGGAAGAGCGGGGGGCCGCCGGCGAUGGCGACGGGGCCGCAGGGCGAUAGAAACGAAGAGCAGGAGAGGCAGAGGGUGGCGCUGGCGUGAUGUGUGGUCGUGCAGUUGGUGUGUACAGCUUGGGGGUGCGGACACGAGGAGAGGAUGGAUGCACCACCCUGAUGGGAACGGUACGGUCUGGCGGUGGCUGUGUGCGGUUGCGUGGUACGAACACGCACCCAUACGACUGAGUGGCGGUAGGUAGUGAAUUGUGUUGAUGCCACAGAAUACACAUCGUGUAUGUGUGUGUGUGUGUGUGUGUCUGCUUAAGCCUUAAUGAUGUGUGCCGUGGAUAUGUUGG